Lotus japonicus is the source of this 4272-nucleotide messenger RNA. Its product is annotated as F-box protein At3g54460. Bases 44 to 4027 code for a protein of 1327 amino acids. Lineage: Eukaryota; Viridiplantae; Streptophyta; Magnoliopsida; Fabales; Fabaceae. The transcript has 9 exons. Gene Ontology annotation, molecular function: protein binding; ATP-dependent chromatin remodeler activity; zinc ion binding. The record is from RefSeq and is a predicted model, not a curated record.
AAAAAUCUGAAUUAGUAACGCAUGCGAUUUGGUAUCAUAUCUAAUGCCUCGUUUGUCACUACGCUCCCGUUACCCACCGCCAAAACCAAUGUCCACCCACGACCCCUUCUCGGGUCACAAACUCUGCGGUUACCUCUGCGCGCUUUUCACGGCCACCGAUGGCCCGCGUUUCACCGAGCGCUGCGAGAUUCUCUCCGACGGGGUUGGAUUCCGGUGCCAGAGCGGCGUCGUGUUGUCCCCUCUUGAGACCGGCGACUCCUCCUCCAAUGGGAAGAAGAAGACGAGGAUGGUUGGCACGGUGAAGGGAAGCGUUAGCGUGGUUCAACAGCUUUACGCUCUGGUUCGCCGCCGUAAUUGUGUGCGGAUUGAUGCUCGUGUUGUGUGGGUUGAGAUGCCUAUGGUUGUGGUGAUGAUUGAUGUUUACAUUCCGAUUCAGUUGUGGAGUGGUUGGCAGUUCCCGAAAUUGGGGGCUGUUGCUGGUGCUGUUUUUCAGCAUUUGAGCUGUGAUUGGGAUAAGAGAAGUUCAAUGCUUUCUUAUCCUGACUAUUGUAGGAAGACACAUGGAGCAGAUGAGAGCAUUUGGAGCCUUUCUGAUUGUCAUGUACUUGGUUGCAAGCUCCAUUUCCGUAUGAGUGGUUCUUCAAGGAAAGGGUUAUUUGAACUUCCUGAAAUUUUUAAGACAGUCCCUGGUGCAGGAGAAGAGCAUAAAAUUAUUAAUUCCAAGAUAGUACCUAUGGAUAACACUUGCAGAUCUGGCAUUUGUGAGAUACCUGAUGAUGUUUUAACCAAAAUUCUAGCUUAUCUGGGCCCAGUGGACCUUACUAGGGUUUCUUCAACAUGUCAUCAUCUUAGAUCCUUGGCUGAUUCAAUAGUGCCUUGUACAAAGUUAAAGCUGUAUCCUCAUCAGCAGGCAGCAGUCGAGUGGAUGUUUCAUCGGGAGCGAAAUGCUGAACUCUUGCCACAUCCCUUAUAUGUGUCUCUCUCAACUGAUGAUGGCUUUAGUUUCCAUGUAAAUACUGUAACUGGUGAAAUAGUCACUGGGGAAGCUCCGAGGAUCAGAGAUUUUCGUGGAGGAAUGUUUUGUGAUGAGCCUGGCUUGGGUAAGACUGUAACAGCCCUUUCUCUUAUUAUGAAGACGCAAGGUAAGUGGGCAGACCCACCAAAUGGAGCACACAUAGUCUGGUGUCAACAUAAUGGUAACCAGAAAUGUGGCUACUACGAAACAAAUGCUAAAAGCAUUACUGGUUGUACUAUCUUGGGUAAGAGGGAUGUGUACCAAGAUACCGGUAUAAAUAAUGAGAACCCUAACUAUUCCUCCAAAAAAGCCAGAUUGAUGGAUCCUUUUCAGAAAAGCUCUAAUCUUCAUGAUUCAAGUUCUGGGGAAGAAAUUAAAUCACCUAUUGAUGCAUCUAUGCCUACAAGUCGGUGCACUAGGGGCUUGAGUCUCAUAAAGAAGAAUCUACAUUUCACACAUGGAGAGGAAGCGAUGAUUGUCAAUGAAAGAAAAGUUGGUGAAAGAUCAAAUAAAAUAGAGCAUGCGUCUGAUGAGGCAUCCCAUGCAUCUCAAAACAAACUAGUUGAUACUGCAUCUGAAUGUGAACAGGGUUACAAGUUGCCUAGGAAGCGUAAAGUCAAUUUUUUGGAAUACAAUGAAACAUGGAUUCAGUGUGAUGCUUGUCACAAGUGGCGAAAGCUAUCCGACAAUAGUAUGGCUAAUUCUAAUGCAGCAUGGUUUUGUAGUAUGAACAAUGACCCUUCAUAUCAGAGUUGCAGUGUCCCUGAACAAUAUAUUCAGAAUAAUUGUAAGAUAACUUUCAUGCCAGGAUUUCACUUGAAGGGAACUCCUGGGGGUGAGGCACAUAAUGUUUCAUUUUUCACUAGUGUGCUUAAGGAGCACUCCUCAUUGAUGAAUUUGCAUACAAGGAAGGCCCUGACUUGGUUGGCUAAGAUUUCGACCGACAAGCUUGCUGUAAUGGAAACAAAUGGCAUAAGGGGUCCUAUUUUACACAAUAAUGGAAAUUUUGUUCCAUUCCACAAAAUAUUUAAAGCAUUUGGCCUCGCAAAGAGAGUAGAGCAAGGUGUAUGCAGAUGGUACUACCCACAUAAUCUUAACAAUUUGACUUUUGAUGCGGCUGCCCUUGGCAUGGCUCUCCGUGAGCCAUUGGAUUUUGUUAGGUUUUACUUGUCAAGGGCAACAUUGGUAGUUGUUCCUGCAAAUUUGGUUGACCAUUGGGGAACCCAAAUAGAAAAGCAUGUCAAGCAUGGUCAGUUGCGGGUUUGUGUUUGGACUGAUCAUCGGAAGCCAUCUGCACAUUCUCUUGCUUGGGAUUAUGAUAUUGUCAUCACUACAUUUAGUCGUUUGAGUGCAGAGUGGAGUCCAUGUAAGAGGAGUUCUCUGAUGCAAGUGCAUUGGUUUAGGAUAAUUUUAGAUGAAGGGCAUACUCUUGGCUCAAGCCUGAGCUUAACAAAUAAGCUUCAAAUGGCUAUUUCAUUGACGGCUUCGAAUAGGUGGAUUCUAACAGGAACUCCAACACCUAACACUCCUAACAGCCAACUUCCUCAUCUACAACCAUUGCUAAGGUUCCUCCAUGAAGAAGCUUAUGGACUGAAUCAGAAGUCAUGGGAAGCUGGUGUACUUAGGCCAUUUGAGGCAGAGAUGGAGGAAGGUCGGUCUCGUCUGUUGCAUUUACUUCACAAAUACAUGAUUAGUGCAAGAAAGAUAGAUUUGCUAAGUAUUCCACCAUGCAUCAAGAAAGUUACUUUUCUAGAUUUUAACGAGGAGCAUUCUAGAAGUUAUAAUGAGCUGGUACUCACAGUUCGGCGUAAUAUAUUGAUGGCUGAUUGGAAUGAUCCUUCACAUGUAGAGAGUCUGUUGAAUCCAAAGCAAGGGAAAUUUCGAAGUGCGACUAUAAAAAAUGUCAGGCUUUCAUGCUGUGUUGCGGGACAUAUUAAAGUUACACAUGCAGGAGAAGAUAUUCAAGAAACAAUGGAUAUGUUAGUACAAAGUGGUCUAGAUCCUACUUCAGGAGAGUAUACCUCCAUAAGAUAUAAUCUCGUUUAUGGUGGUCAUUGUGUCAGGUGCAAGGAAUGGUGCCGCCUUCCUCUCAUUACACCAUGUCGACAUCUGUUGUGCCUUGAUUGUGUUUCAACAGACAAUACGAAAUGUACAUAUCCUGGCUGUGGUAACUUAUAUGAGAUGCAGAGUCCUGAUACAAUGGCACGACCAGAAAAUCCAAACCCAAAAUGGCCUGUACCUAAAGAUCUUAUUGAGCUACAACCUUCAUAUAAGCAGGAUAAUUGGGAUCCUGAUUGGCAGUCUACUUCUAGUAGUAAAGUCUCCUAUCUCAUCCAAAGGUUGAAAGCUUUGCAAGAAACCAAUAAAGAGAUGAGCUUGUGUACAGAUAAUAUUAAUGAUGAGACGCAUCCUGAGAAUAGUUUCCCUUUGAAUGUGAGAGAUGCCAAAUCAUCAAUCCAGAAAUUUUCUACAAGUGGCACUAAGACCAAUUCGGUCUCUGAAAAAGUUCUGAUAUUUUCUCAAUUUCUUGAGCAUAUACAUGUCAUUGAACAGCAGUUGACUGUUAAUGGUAUCAAAUAUACUGGAAUGUAUAGCCCAAUGCAUUCCUGCAACAAGAAAAAGUCAUUAGCUAUGUUCCAGCAUGAUUCAAGUUGUAUGGUACUUCUGAUGGAUGGAAGUGCUGCGUUGGGUCUUGACUUGAGCUUUGUGUCACAUGUGUUUUUAAUGGAGCCAAUUUGGGACAGAAGUUUGGAGGAGCAAGUAAUUAGUCGUGCCCAUCGGAUGGGUGCUUCUCGUCCUAUUCAUGUGGAAACAUUAGCAAUGCGCGGUACAAUUGAAGAGCAAAUGCUAGAAUUUUUACAGGAUGCUGAUAAAUGUAGAAGAUCGCCAAUUAAAGAUGCUGUCAAAUCUGAAGAUGACAGUGGGGGACGAGGAUAUCGAUCAUUGCAUGAUUUUGCAGGAAGUAGUUAUCUGCAGAAACUUAGAUUUGUGCACACUAAUUCAGAAUCUUAGAAGGUGUUUGAUUGAUCAGCAUCAAGUAUGGACUAAUUUGCUUCAAGUUAGCCCUUCACCUAACGCGAGCAGUUUGUGUGCUCUUGGAUAUGAUUUUUCAUCUUGGAUAUGUAGUCUUACAAGUGCUCAUCUAAAGAGAAUGAUACUAUAUGUAUAAUCUAUUUAUUUUGUAUAGCAUUUUGGAGCUAUUUACAGCAUCAUUUUGUCUUUCAAUGCUUAAUAAAAUGAAUGCAAGAUUCCCUACA